Messenger RNA from Gryllus bimaculatus (two-spotted cricket), 2782 nucleotides. The record is from the annotation of a GenBank genome assembly. NCBI's taxonomy places the organism in Eukaryota, Metazoa, Arthropoda, Insecta, Orthoptera, Gryllidae.
AUGAGUUCUGCUCUGUUGUGGGGUGCAUUGAGUUCUGCUCUGUUGUGGGGUGCAAUGAGUUCUGCUCUGUUGUGGGGUGCAAUGAGUUCUGCUCUGUUGUGGGGUACAAUGAGUUCUGCUCUGUUGUGGGGUGCAAUGAGUUCUGCUCUGUUGUGGGGCGCAAUGAGCGACAUCCUGAGCGGCGUGUGCAACGUGGGGCUGUGGGACGUGGACGCGCUGCGGGGCUUCGUGCUGGCGCCGCUGUGCGUCUACCUGGUGCUGGGCACAGUGUUCCUGCUAGCCGGCUUCGUCUCGCUGUUCCGCAUCCGCACCGUCAUGAAGCACGACGGCACCAAGACCGACAAGCUGGAGAAGCUCAUGAUCCGCAUCGGCGUCUUCUCCGUGCUGUACACGGUGCCGGCGCUCAUCGUGAUCGCGUGCCUUUUCUACGAGCAGGCCUACUUCGACAGCUGGAUGCUGACGUGGAACCACAUCAUGUGCCAGCUGCCCUACUCCAUCCCGUGCCCGGCGCGCACGCGCGAGCUGGGCCGCAAGCCCGACUUCGAGGUGUUCAUGAUCAAGUACCUUAUGUGCCUCAUCGUGGGCAUCACCUCCAGCUUCUGGAUCUGGUCCGGCAAGACCUUCACCAGCUGGAAGGAGUUCCUCUAUCGGCUCCAGGGCCGCAGGGACGAGGCCUACGUAUGAAGUGCCCGACGCGACUCGCGCGUCCUAAUGGCGACGCUUUUUGCUUUUGUUUUGUUCUUACGUGCACGAACUCCCGUGGCGACGAGUGGUCCUGGAGGAGUGAGAUUCUAUUUUUAUUUUUAUUAUUUUUUUUUUCGAUGCGGUUUUCUUUCGGAAGGAAAUAAAAAUUAGCGGAAGUGACUUUUGCUCCAAUGUGGAGCGAAAUGUUUGAUGUAUUGUGCCACUAAUACUACGUUUAUAAGUGUGCUUAAGUUACUUUUCCUGUUAUUCUUUGGGCUUACACGUAUUUGUAGGACUGAUGUUAUAUCUAUUCACAAAUCUUAUUCGACGUUUCCGCUGUUGCAUCGCGUUUUCGGAGGGCUCAUGUCAAUUAAUGGCCUGAUAUAAAUGCUCUCUCUAUUAUCGAAAAUGGAUAUUAUUUUAUGUUUCAAUGUUCUUCAUUGACCUCUGUAUUUCUCUUUUUCUCGUUGUAUACUUGAUACAGUCUAGCCAUUGACGUGUUGCCGCCUAACUAUGGAAUUGAAUGUAUGUAUGUAUAUAUGUAUGUAUAUUUAACCAAUUUAUUAUUUUCAUUAAAAAUAGAGAAUGGAUGCCAAAAUGUCAAUAGAAAAUGUAAUACUAAGUAGGCCUAUUGGGAAUGCCUUUGUUAGCAUGAUAUGUACCUUAUUUUGUAGUUUUGAGAGACCAGACUGGCAUUUGAUAUACAGAAUUUUGUGGAUUGAAAUAUUCAGGGAGAAUAAUUUUCGAAUAAUUUUUGUCAAAAUCAUGGCAGUUUGUCAAAAGUUUGUGUCAUUGGGAAGGAAAUAAUUCCACAUAUCACUACAGUCGCUCAAUCAUUAUGCAUCAUUAACAUCAAUUAUACAUACAUGUGCAAAUUGUUGGUAAACAAAAUAUAAUUUGAUCAAAGUCAAGUUGAGUCAACCAUUUAUUUGCCCAAUUAUCUUGAAAUAGUUGAAAUUUUAGCCACUGCCAAAAAAUUGGUGGCAAAAUAUCUCAUCCAUCACACUAAAUAUUAGGAUUCAGAUUUGUAAUGUUCUAAAUUGGCAACUCAAGAAACCUGAAAUUAAAAUAACCUGUGAUUGAGUAGUAAAACAGACAAAUGCAUGAUUAUAUGCCAAAUUUAUUACCUGAACUCACAUUUGGCCUAUAAUAUUGUUUUUUGGAGUAUCUUAGAAAGAGAUUCCUAGUGACUUAUUAAGUGACUUGAACCAAGAUAAAUUGCCUUAAUACACCUCGAACGUCCACAUAAAUAGUAGAAUCCAAACAUAAAUUUGAAGAAAUACUUCUCUGUGGCUGUCUGUGAAUACCAUUAAGCAUACCUCAUUUGUGGUAAGAAAUGUGUAAAUAAAUGUAUUUAGAAGAAACAGCAUGUAGAUUCAAUGCCUGCACAACAAAUGUAACAUUUUAUACAUAAUGCAAUGUGUUUAGUUUUCAGUUUGAAUUAGUUUAUACUUCAUAAUAUCUGCCCUUUUGAUGUAACUUCAAAGAAUAAUAAAUUAUUUACGUGCAACUUGGCCUCAAAAAUUAAUUUAAAUACAUUGUGGUGUAAUGUUCAUUAAUUGAGGAGGCAUUUGUUUGCAAAAUGCUACUGCUUUGACACCUGUAUAUAUGUGAAGAAAAAUAAAUUAAAGAAGGUUAAGUCAUUGUAUUUUUUAAAUGUGUACAAAUAAUUAUGCUAAUAAAACUAUGUCAAAGAAGGCUUAAUUUGAAGCAGUACAAACAUUUGCAAAAAUGCAGAAUCUUUUGGCUGAUUCCAAAUUACACCAUUUACUUUUGGUAUCCUCCAUCUAGUCGUAUGCAACAGGCAGAUUGUUUACAGAAAUGUAUCAAUUUAAAAAUGGAUUGACAUAACAGAUUGGCAAAAGUGGUGAAACGAAAUUCAUAAUUUCACUGCCAAGGAGAUUUGAGUUCUGAAUGAUUAGAGGCACAAUAUGAACUCGCUUAGUCAUUGCAAAGGAACUAAAAUUGCCUAACAGAUUUCAAUACUGUUGUUAUAUUGUAUACUGUGUAUGCUAUGUUCUUUUGACAUGUUUGAUGAAAUUUCAAAAGUUUAUGUAACUAGAGUACGAUUUAAUAUGUAAUUAAAUGUAUAUGUUUU